UCUUGCCGAGCAUUGUUGGCGUGUUUGGAUGAUCCAGGUUCUGUUUGAGCGUUCAGAGUGGACUUUUCUCAUCCUUCUUCGACUCUUGGAUGUUUGUCAAAUGUCCGGCUUUCAGGCUCUUUCAGUUUUUCCCGAAGAGGUCCAGCAACUGUCAGUGAAUAAAGAGGGGGCAUGCCCUGAGCAGCAGGAGAGGAGCGAGCAUCUGAAAAUUAAAGAUGAACCUGAGGAACUGUGGAGCAAUCAAGAGAGAGAUCAGCUUCAAGGGCAAGAGGAGGAUGAUGUCAAGUUCACUUUUGUUCCUGUCCCUGUGAAGAGUGAAGAUGAUGAAGAGGAGCCUCAGUCUUCACAGCUUUAUCAAAACCAAUCCAAAGAGUCAACCAGGUACUUUGAUCCAGAGAGAGAUUUACAACAACAUUCUGAGGUCAAGACUGAAGACUCUUCUGAUCCAGAGACUGAUGACAGCACUGAUUGGAGGGAGCUGACAGAACACCAGUCAGGUUUAAAGCCAGUGGAACAAAGCACAAGAAAGAUAGGAAAGAAUAGAAAGAAAUUGUAUAUCUGCUCAGUGUGUGGAAAAAAAUUUAAGGAUGGAACGGCUUUGACUAGACACAUGGUUGUUCAUACCAAAGAAAAACCCUUCAGCUGCUCUGUAUGUGGUCAGAGAUUCACCCAAAAAGGAGAUUUAACUCGUCACAUAAGAAUUCACACAGGUGAGAAACCAUUUGUCUGCUCUCUGUGUGGUCAGAGAUUUACCCAAAAAGGAGAUUUAACUCGUCACAUGAGAAUUCACACAGGUGAGAAACCAUUUGCCUGCUCUCUGUGUGGUCACAGAUUUACUAGAAAAGGCAUUUUAACUCGUCAUAUGAGAAUUCACACAGGAGAGAAACCAUUUGUCUGCUCUGAAUGUGGUCAGAGAUUUUCCAGAAAAGGAGAUUUAACUGCUCACCUGAGAUUUCACACAGGAGAGAAACCCUUUGGCUGCAAUUUGUGUGGUCAGAGAUUUACACGAAAUGGAGCUUUAACUAGUCACAUGAGAUUUCACACAGGAGAGAAACCAUUUGUCUGCUCUGAGUGUGGCAAAAAAUAUACCAAUCAAGCAGCUUUGACCAGACAUAUGCUAAUUCAUAUCAGAGAAAACCCCUUCAGCCACUCUCAAUGUGGUGAGAGAUUUCCCAGUAAAGGCAGUAUGAUGAGACAAAUGAAAUCUGACUCAAGAGUAAAACCCUGUGUAUGCUCUGACUGUGGUCAGAAAUUUGCCGAAAAAAAAGGUUUAACUGUUCACAUGAGAAUUCACACAGGUGAGAAACCAUAUGUCUGCUCUGAAUGUGGCAAAACAUUUAACCAUCAAGUAAGUUUGAACAGACAUAUGACUAUUCAUACCAGAGGAAACCCCAUCAGCCACUCACAACAUGGCAAGACUUUUACCCAAAAAGGAAGUGAGACUGAACACCUAAAAAAUCAUGAAGCAGCAUCAGCAGGAUUAUCUUGUAGUGAAGAUCCAGGUUUCAGUUCCUGAUGACUCCCUUUGGGGUGUCCUGUCCUGCAUGGGCGUCAUUAAAAUUGAUCAAAAGUUGGAGCUGGAAUUCUCCAUAUGAAAUGUUUCACUUUUUAUGCUGUUGAUUUCAGAAUGUUUUUAACUUUUUUUCUGUCAGAAACAAUUCUUGUUAAAAGCUUUUGGAUCAAAAAAUGGAACUGCAUUUUUAAAAUAAAAAAACACC
Messenger RNA from Cheilinus undulatus (humphead wrasse), 1718 nucleotides. RefSeq names its product zinc finger protein 501-like. Bases 29 to 1516 code for a protein of 495 amino acids. Gene Ontology annotation, molecular function: DNA-binding transcription factor activity, RNA polymerase II-specific; RNA polymerase II cis-regulatory region sequence-specific DNA binding. Gene Ontology annotation, cellular component: nucleus. Lineage: Eukaryota; Metazoa; Chordata; Actinopteri; Labriformes; Labridae. The record is from RefSeq and is a predicted model, not a curated record. Gene Ontology annotation, biological process: regulation of transcription by RNA polymerase II. The transcript has 2 exons.